Messenger RNA from Microdochium trichocladiopsis, 1933 nucleotides. RefSeq lists its product as uncharacterized. The record is from RefSeq and is a predicted model, not a curated record. The transcript is spliced from 6 exons. Lineage: Eukaryota; Fungi; Ascomycota; Sordariomycetes; Xylariales; Microdochiaceae. Bases 410 to 1792 code for a protein of 460 amino acids.
GCAUCACGAGUGUGUGCUGACAGCCUCCACCCUGGGUGGACCUGGAGGAGGAGGGUCUCCUGCUGAGGGCCCAGCCAGUGGGCGGCCCUUCGAGCUGAUCAUUUAUGGAGGGCUGCUUCAUGGCGUCGAGGUCCCCGCAUGGUGACGAAGAGCCCCAUUGUCUGUGUGCUCGGAUCAGCUGCCGGUGCCUGGCUGCCGGUGCUGGUCUGCGUGGCGUGCUGACGGUACUUGAGAGCAGCCAUCCCCCUCCGGGCAGCGAUCUGCGUCCCUGGUGGAUUGCUUCUCGGAACUGACUUUUGCGAAGAUCUCGAUAAUUAUCGCCAGUGCCGAAUGUUUCCGGUUGUCUGAUUCUUUCCUCUCUCCCCUCGACGCCUCGCGACACCCAACGGCUGCAGCCGUCACCAUCAACAUGUCGGCGUUCCUUACGGAGAUGUGGGCGUGGUAUGCCCUGACCAUCAUCGCGGUCGUGGCGAGGAUAAUAUCGCGGCGGAUGUUGUACGGCUCCUUCAAGCGCAUGCUGUCGGAUGACUACCUGAUGGUCUUUGCCAUGUUCUGCUUCACCGGCAUGCUUAUCGUGGUCCACAUCCUGACCUACACGCCGACAAACCUCAUCAACCCGGCCGACGGCAUCGUUCUCACCCCCGAGGACAUUGACCUGCGCGUCUACGGCUCGAAGCUGGUCCUCGUUGUCGAGGAGACCCAGAUGUUCACCAUCUGGUCAAUAAAGGGUUGUUUCCUGCUCAUGUACAGCAGACUUACCAUCAGUCUGAAGCAGAACUGGAUGGUCAAGGCCCUGACCAUCUACUGCAUCGUCACCUUCAUUGUCAUGCAGAUCCUCUUCUUUGCUGCCUGGUGCCGCCCGUUCCACAACUACUGGCAGGUGCCUCCGGAUGACCUCAACUGCUCCGCCGAGACGAACCACAUGAUCACCAACGCCGUAUUCAACAUCUCCUCGGACAUUAUGAUCAUCAUCUUCCCGAUGCCGCUGUUUGUGCAGUCCCAGCUGGCCCUGAAGCGCAAGCUCGUGCUCUGCGGCGUCUUUGCGCUCGGUGCAUUCACUAUCCUCGCAGCCGCACUGAGCAAGUACUACUCCCUCGGCCAGCCCUACGGCGGCGACUGGAUCUACUGGUACAUCCGGGAGGUCUCGACGGCCAUCAUCGCGGCCAACCUGCCAAUGACGUGGACGCUGCUGCAGCGGCUCUUCCGCAUCGGCUCGUUCAACGGCGUCUACGGCAAGUCCAGCGGUCCACGCACGGGCGGGACUGGUGCGGGUGGCGUCGGCGGUGGUGCUGGCGGGACAACCCGUGGCGGCGCCGGGGGCAGCCGGUUCCGCUCCGCGUACGGAAAUCUCAGCAGCCAGGGCGGAAGGGACCACUACGAGGACGAGCGGACGCUCAAGAAGAAAUCGUCCACCUUGCAUGAGCUGGACGACAUCAGCCCUGCUGAUAGCCUGGAGCGUGUCAACAGCACUGGGAGCAGUGGUGGUCGCAGCGGAAAGCAGCGCAUGCCGCUCGAGAUCUACCAGCAGAAGGACAUCGAGGUCGUCGUGAGCGACGCGGUUGUCGAGGUAGACCGGACGCCGCCGGGGCUGAAGCACAGCAGGAGCAAGAGCAGGAGCAGGAGCGGGAAUUUGGCAAGGGCCGAUGGGGAUGCUGCUGGUCCGGGUCCGGCGGCGGGGCAGUAUGGCGUGCCGUAUGCUGCGAGCAUCUCGUCGCUUGAUAGCCUCGGCGAGCCCAAGGCGCCCGGGGCCGGGGAUAUGGGCGUCGUGACGCGGGCGUAUCGUGGUGUUUGAGGAUGGAGCGAUGGCUUCAAGGCUUAAGUUGGCGUUCCUCAAGGCUAUGAAUGCGGGAUAAAAGGACGUGUUCUUUUCAAUAGACAACCGGGAGCAUAGACAAAUAUAGUCACCACACGGGACCACUUUGUCAACUUAAAA